UAAUGCAAACAUCAUCAACUACAAUUUGAACAAAACAUCAAUGAUGUAUGUAUCGAUGUUAUUUUUAUCCAUAACAAUUGGAACAACAAUCGGUAUCAUCAUAUUACGUUCAAUAAUGUUUAUAUGGAAUUAUUGGAAUCGUAAACAAUUCAAAUGGGAAACUGAUAAUGGUCGUAAUUGGGCAAUAAUAACUGGUCAAUUAAUUGAUGGUGGUGUUGGUUAUGAAUUUGCUAGACAAUUAGCCUUAAAAGGUUAUAAUCUAAUGAUAUUGAAUGAUGAUCCACCGAAUUUAUUACAAGAAAAAAAACAAUUAAUUCAACGUGAAUGUCCAUUCGUACAGAUACGUAUAAUGUUUGUAAAUUUUCGUCGUUGUUCAAAUCAAAAAUUAUGGACAAAUAUAAGAAAAUUUAUUCAAUUAGAAACAAAUAAUGUUUACAUUUUGAUCAAUAAUGUUAAUUAUUAUCCACAAAAUAAUAAUAAUGAUAAUGAUUCUGAUGAUGGUGAAACAUCGUCAACAACAACCACCAAUUAUCGUGAUUUACAUAAUGCAAAUCUAAUGAGUACAAUGCGUAUGACUGAAUUAAUAUUACCAUCAAUGAUAUCGAAUCAUAAUGGUUUAAUAAUCAAUAUUACAUCGAUUAUAUCAUUACAAAAUGGUCCAACAAUUUCAUAUAGUUCAUCAAAGUUUGAAAAAUUUAAAUAUUAUCAAUCAUUAAUUGCAUAUUAUUCACGUGGUUUAUAUCAAGAAUGUUUGGCUAAUAAUAUUCUUGUUUAUACAUUAACACCUGGUUCAAUAUCAACAAAUUUAUAUGAACCAAUGAAAUCAAUGUUAAUGUUACCAUCAUCAAGACGUUAUGUACAAGGUGUAUUGAAUCAAAUCAAUUGGAAUGUAACAAUGGAAAAUCAUUCCUAUUUACCUAGUUUUUUAACAUCAAUUAUAUUGUUUUCGAUUGAAAAAUUAUCCGAAUGGAAACAAAAAUUUCAACGAUUAAUAUUGAGAAAAUCUUGAUAAUCAGAACAGAACAGAAAAAUCCAUGUGAAAAUACAAAAACUACAAAAAGAGACAAACGUACCCGAAGGUAAAUUUGAUUUUUUUUCAUUUGAAAAAAAGAGAGAUGCCAACAAAAUAAAAUCUACUCUCAUCUUUUUCAUCCGAUCAUUCGAUUAUCGUCAUCAAAACAACAAAAUUUAUUGUGAACAAAAACAAAAAAACAAAAAAUUAUCAAUAAUUUACUCAUAAACAUUUCUGACAUGAUGUGAAAAAUCAAGUUUAACAAAAAAACAAAAAACAAAGACAAAAAAAAAUGAAUGAAAUCAAUUGAUUAAUUGAUUUUCGUCAUAAUUUUUUGUUUGUUUGUUUCCUCGU
Dermatophagoides pteronyssinus (European house dust mite) is the source of this 1366-nucleotide messenger RNA. RefSeq names its product putative steroid dehydrogenase 4. Lineage: Eukaryota; Metazoa; Arthropoda; Arachnida; Sarcoptiformes; Pyroglyphidae. Gene Ontology annotation, molecular function: oxidoreductase activity. The record is from RefSeq and is a predicted model, not a curated record.